Histoplasma capsulatum G186AR is the source of this 1766-nucleotide messenger RNA. Its product is annotated as Tlg2-vesicle protein. The transcript has 3 exons. Gene Ontology annotation, biological process: vesicle-mediated transport; mitotic spindle elongation. Gene Ontology annotation, cellular component: Golgi membrane. The record is from RefSeq and is a predicted model, not a curated record. The coding region runs from base 154 to 1425 and encodes 423 amino acids. NCBI's taxonomy places the organism in Eukaryota, Fungi, Ascomycota, Eurotiomycetes, Onygenales, Ajellomycetaceae.
AUUCAGGCGACUUUCCCACGAACGGUGCAACGCAUCUCCAAAGGGCUAUAUGCCACGCGAACAAAUUCAUCUCUCAGUUAUCCGCGGAUGAGUAAACUUCGCCUCACCACAUCCAUUUUCUUCGGAACCCGCCUCUCGCCGGGUCUAUGAGAGAUGCAUACAGACCUCUCUCCAACUACAAACGAUCUCUCACCUCCCCUGCUAACACACCCGGAUGAAUCCCUCUCUCCCACCUUUGAAUCAAUCCACCCGCCAUGGAGCCGACCUCGCUCAAGUCUCUUCCGCUCUUCCAGCAGAAGGAGCUCCUCACUCUUCGCGGCCCCACCAAACUCCCUGCGCGAUAGAGCUAUAAACAACAUAAAUCAUUCCUACCAGCGUGUCUCUUCCACUUUCCAGAGGAUGACUCUUCUGCAGAAAGUCGGCUCCGUGUUGGCAGCUGUUGUGGUCAUUGCAUUGGGGCUGGGAUUUAUGAUUCUGACAGGUCAUAUAUUUAAAUGGCUGGAGCCUGUUGCCGAGGAUUGGGAGAACUCCAAGCUUGCAUAUUUCGUCCUGAUGUUAUGCACGUUUACCGUUUCUUUUCCUCCCCUUCUUGGAUGGUCGACCAUCGGAACUAUAGCCGGGUUUAUAUUUGGUGUUUGGAAAGGAUGGCUCAUAUACGGUAUUGGAACUGUCCUUGGCUCGACUUGUUCCUUCAUUGUCUCUCGAACGCUCCUCUCGUCCUUCGUCCAUCGAUUAAUGGAACAUGAUAAACGCUUUGCUGCCCUCGCACUGACUCUAAAAUACGAUGGCUUAAAAUUACUUUGUAUGAUCAGACUUUGCCCAUUGCCAUAUUCAAUAUGUAAUGGGGCCAUAUCGACUUUCCCCACAGUGCAUCCCCUCAUGUACGGCCUUGCUACUACUAUCAUAUCUCCAAAACUGUUGGUCCCGACCUUCAUCGGCAGCAGACUGCGCAUUCUAGCGCAAAACGGCGAGACGAUGAGCGCUGGCUCGAAAGCCAUCAACAUUAUCAGCAUCUUGGUCAGCAUGGUUGUAGGUAUCUUUACUGGGUGGUAUAUAUAUAGAAAUACCCUCGCGCGCUCCAAGGAGCUCGAAGCCGAAGAGCGCGCUAACAAUAAUACCCGACGACUCGUGGCCAAUGAUGCGCACCAGCCCCAAUCGCCAGGUAUCUUCUCAGAUGAUUCGGAAGAAACCGCGGCUGCCCAGGCGCUUGACGAGGAAUCUCGCAUUGGCUUCCGACGCGAUGGUGUUGCGCACGGUUAUGAUCUGGACGCGGACAUUGAUGAUGACCACGUUGCCAUUGAUCCGAUCGGAUAUCAUGAUGAUUUUACGGAUAAUGAUUCUGAUGUUUUUGAUGAUGGGGAUGGGGAUGGGACGGCUGAUGCUACUGAGACGUUUAGUUUGCAUCGACAUAUAGAGUCCAAAUAGAUUCUGUUUUCAAUCAGGUUCGUGUUGCGGACUGCCUCUGUUACCUUUUUUCUUCUUUUUUCUUUUCGUUUUCUUUUUCUUUUUGUGGAUCAAAUUUGGCUUUUGCUUUUAAAUUAUCCUUUAUCAUUGCCCGUUUUCCUUUAAAAGGUUCAUUGUGCUGCUCUGCUCUGCGUUUUAUGGUUUUUGGUCGCAAGGCUUGGCCUUUGGUAUAUAUCAUAUCAUAUCUUGUUAAGACAUGUUUUGUAUGAUCAUGAAUUAGCUCAUUUACAUGUUGUAUUUUUAGAUAUACACACUUUUCUUAGUGAAAGAAUAGAAGAUCAAAAAAUACCUUCCGUUUCAUC